UGAACCUGUGUUAUUUGCACUACAAGGGAACACUGCAGAAUAAGGAGCAUUACCUCAGACAACAUGUCCUUCUCUGGAGGCCUGGCCAUUGUUGGGGGGUUUACUGUUUUUUUCCACCUGUUGAAACUGACAUGGAGAUGUUGGUGUGGAUUCAAAGCAUUUGUGCUAUCAGAGGUUUGGCAAGUGGAUUUAAAGAUUUACGGGCAAUGGGCAGUCGUCACAGGUGCCACAUCUGGGAUCGGCAAGGCCUAUGCCCAUGAGCUGGCCCAAAGAGGCCUCGAUGUUGUUCUGAUAAGCAGAUCCAACGAUAAACUUGAAAUGGCUGCCAAGGAGAUUGAGACUAAAUAUGGAAGGAAAGUCCGCACCAUCCAGACAGACUUCACACACGGCCACAGCAUCUAUCCUGCUAUAGCUGAAGGACUAAAGGGCCUGGAAAUAGGAGUCCUAGUCAACAAUGUCGGAAUGGCCUAUUCUGAAAAUUUUGAUUAUUUCCUGGAGGUACCAAAUUCUGAAGAGAAAAUCACUCAUGUUAUCAACUGCAACAUGCUCUCUGUCGCCCAGAUGACCAGACUGGUUCUCCCUGACAUGGUUGAAAGGGGGACUGGGCUGAUCAUAAAUAUAGCCUCUGGGGUGGGUGUCCGGCCACAGCCUUUGUUGACUCUUUAUUCUGCCACCAAGAGUUUCGUCACAUAUUUCUCUCAGGGUCUACAUGCCGAGUACAAGUCAAGGGGAAUUACUGUUCAGUGUGUGUCGCCCCUCAUUGUGUCCACCAACAUGACCUACCACAUCCAACAUUCAACAAUGAAUCGCUUUAUGAAGAGCGCUCCGGACUUUGCCCGCGAGGCCUUAAAUACAGUGGGUCACUCCAGCUACACCAGCGGCUGUCUCUCUCAUGCACUUCAGAGCGUUGCUCUCACAACACUGCUGCCAGACUGGUUUCGAUUGUCAUCAUUCUGUAUCAGAAAAAUGGAAGAUUUUGCAAAAUUGUCCAAGAAGCCCCUGAAGACUGAAAAGCUGAAAGGAAAGGAUGACUAAGCUGUAGGGGACAUCAUCACAGAGGCUGGUGUAAACUAAGACCUGAGCUUAUAGGUUACUGGUGGUAAGGGAAUGGACAUGAACUGUCAGAGAUCACAGAUCUGUAAAGUUUCUAUCCUUACUGUAUGUACCUUAAUGUAUGCAAAGAUACACUAACCAUGUAAAUACUAUUGUAAUAUUUUACUUUUUUGGUAUCAUGCACAGUUAGGGAAUGCACUGUAACCCAUAAAGAAACACAUAUAUUGAGCCAAUUUGUUGAGGCUUUUAAUAAGGUCCAAGGAUCCUGCUAGUUUAAUUUAGAAGCAAGCCACCAUCAUGCUUACUAUAGCAUCAGCUGACUUUUAUAGUGUAGCU
This is a messenger RNA of Myripristis murdjan (pinecone soldierfish), 1389 nucleotides long. It is a transcript of the gene hsd20b2, whose product is annotated as hydroxysteroid (20-beta) dehydrogenase 2. The transcript is spliced from 11 exons. The record is from RefSeq and is a predicted model, not a curated record. Gene Ontology annotation, cellular component: endoplasmic reticulum. The coding region runs from base 64 to 1035 and encodes 323 amino acids. Lineage: Eukaryota; Metazoa; Chordata; Actinopteri; Holocentriformes; Holocentridae. Gene Ontology annotation, molecular function: oxidoreductase activity.